This is a messenger RNA of Galeopterus variegatus (Sunda flying lemur), 8167 nucleotides long. RefSeq names its product clock circadian regulator (gene CLOCK). Gene Ontology annotation, cellular component: nucleus; CLOCK-BMAL transcription complex; cytoplasm. The coding region runs from base 194 to 2797 and encodes 867 amino acids. The record is from RefSeq and is a predicted model, not a curated record. Gene Ontology annotation, biological process: circadian regulation of gene expression; regulation of transcription by RNA polymerase II. NCBI's taxonomy places the organism in Eukaryota, Metazoa, Chordata, Mammalia, Dermoptera, Cynocephalidae. Gene Ontology annotation, molecular function: DNA-binding transcription factor activity, RNA polymerase II-specific; protein dimerization activity; E-box binding. The transcript is spliced from 23 exons.
AAGAAACUUUUACAGUCAUUGUUGAUUUGACUCUUACGUUGAUCCCCGAAAUCAAAAGAAUUCUGAGACUGAUGAUUGGUCAUACAGAAGAAUACCUUGAACCUAUAGUGUUCUGAAGAAUCAGUUCAAAAGAUCCAAAAAGUACAAAAGGAGAAGUACAAAUGUCUACCACAAGACGAAAACGUAAUAUGUUAUGUUGUUUACCGUAAGCUGUAGUAAAAUGAGCUCAAUUGUUGACAGAGAUGAUAGUAGUAUUUUUGAUGGGCUGGUGGAAGAAGAUGACAAGGACAAAGCAAAAAGAGUAUCUAGAAACAAAUCCGAAAAGAAACGAAGAGAUCAAUUUAAUAUUCUCAUUAAAGAACUGGGAUCCAUGCUCCCUGGUAAUGCUAGAAAGAUGGACAAAUCUACUGUUCUGCAGAAGAGUAUUGAUUUCUUACGAAAACAUAAAGAAAUCACUGCACAGUCAGAUGCUAGUGAAAUUCGACAGGACUGGAAACCUACAUUCCUUAGCAAUGAAGAGUUUACCCAAUUAAUGUUAGAGGCUCUUGAUGGUUUUUUUUUAGCAAUCAUGACAGAUGGAAGCAUAAUAUAUGUGUCUGAGAGUAUAACUUCAUUACUUGAACAUUUACCAUCUGAUCUUGUGGAUCAAAGUAUAUUUAAUUUUAUCCCAGAGGGGGAACAUUCAGAGGUUUAUAAAAUACUCUCUACUCAUCUGCUGGAAAGUGAUUCAUUAACCCCUGAAUAUUUAAAAUCAAAAAAUCAAUUAGAAUUCUGUUGUCAUAUGCUUCGAGGAACAAUAGACCCAAAGGAGCCAUCUACCUAUGAAUACGUAAAAUUUAUAGGAAAUUUUAAAUCUUUAAACAGUGUAUCCACUUCAGCACACAAUGGUUUUGAAGGAACUAUACAACGCACACAUAGGCCUUCUUAUGAAGAUAGAGUUUGUUUUGUAGCUACUGUCAGGUUAGCUACACCUCAGUUCAUCAAGGAAAUGUGUACUGUUGAAGAACCCAAUGAAGAAUUUACAUCUAGACAUAGUUUAGAAUGGAAGUUUCUAUUUCUAGAUCACAGGGCACCACCCAUAAUAGGAUAUUUGCCUUUUGAAGUUCUGGGAACAUCAGGCUAUGAUUACUAUCAUGUGGAUGACCUAGAAAAUUUGGCAAAAUGUCAUGAGCACUUAAUGCAGUAUGGGAAAGGCAAGUCAUGUUAUUAUAGGUUCCUGACCAAAGGGCAGCAGUGGAUUUGGCUUCAAACUCAUUAUUAUAUCACUUAUCAUCAGUGGAAUUCAAGACCAGAGUUUAUUGUUUGUACUCACACUGUAGUAAGUUAUGCAGAAGUUAGGGCUGAAAGGCGACGAGAACUUGGCAUUGAAGAGUCUCUUCCUGAGACAGCUGCUGACAAAUCUCCACUGGUGGCUCUCCCAGUGUCAGUGCAGUUGAGUGUCUGGUGGGCUGCUGGCACGGUGGCUGUGGCCACUGCUGUGACAUUGAGCCUCUUUUGUGGCAGCUAUGGUGGACCACCCCCCAUAGAAAUAGUGUUUUCACUAAAUACAUUUCAUAAGGCUAUAGCUGUCAUAAGCUAUGAUUCGUCUGAUGGAUCUGAAGAACCAACACCAACAAAGAUUCCAGUGGAUACUAGCACUCCUCCCAGACAGCAUUUACCAGCUCAUGAAAAGAUGGCACAAAGGAGGUCAUCAUUUAGUAGUCAGUCCAUAAAUUCCCAGUCUGUUGGUUCAUCAUUAACACAGCCAGUGAUGUCUCAAACUACAAAUUUACCAAUUCCACAAGGCAUGUCCCAGUUUCAGUUUUCAGCUCAAUUAGGAGCCAUGCAACAUCUGAAAGACCAAUUGGAGCAGCGGACAAGGAUGAUAGAGGCAAAUAUUCAUCGGCAACAAGAAGAACUAAGAAAAAUUCAAGAACAACUUCAAAUGGUCCAUGGUCAAGGGCUGCAGAUGUUUUUGCAGCAGUCAAAUCCUGGAUUGAAUUUUGGUUCUGUUCAACUUUCUUCUGGAAAUUCGUCUAACGUCCAGCAACUUACAUCUAUAAAUAUGCAAGGCCAGGUUGUUCCUGCUAACCAGAUUCAAAGUGGAAUGAAUACUGGACAUAUUGGCACAACUCAGCACAUGAUACAACAGCAGACUUUACAAAGUGCAUCAACUCAGAGUCAACAAAAUGUACUGAGUGGGCACAAUCAGCAAACAUCUCUUCCCAGUCAGACACAGAGUACUCUUACAGCCCCACUGUAUAACACCAUGGUGAUUUCUCAGCCUGCAGCCGGAAGUAUGGUCCAGAUUCCAUCUAGUAUGCCACAAAACAGUACCCAGAGUGCUGCAGUCACUACAUUCACUCAGGACCGACAGAUAAGAUUUUCUCAAGGUCAGCAACUUGUGACCAAAUUAGUGACUGCUCCUGUUGCAUGUGGGGCCGUCAUGGUACCUAGUACUAUGCUUAUGGGUCAGGUGGUGACUGCUUAUCCUACUUUUGCCACACAACAGCAACAGUCACAGACAUUGUCAGUAACACAGCAGCAGCAGCAACAGAGUUCCCAGGAACAGCAGCUUACUUCAGUUCAGCAACCUUCUCAGGCUCAGCUGACCCAACCACCACAGCAAUUUUUACAGACUUCUAGGUUGCUCCAUGGGAAUCCUUCAGCUCAGCUCAUCCUCUCUGCUGCAUUUCCGCUACAACAGAGCACUUUCCCUCAGUCACAUCACCAGCAACACCAGUCUCAGCAACAGCAGCAACUUAGUCGGCAUAGGACUGACAGUCUGACCGAUCCUUCCAAGGUUCAACCACAGUAGCAUACGUGCUUCCUCUCUGACAUAAGGGGAAGAAGGGGAUGGCCCAUAAAGAGUUGCUCAGAUGACCUGAGGAUAGGAGGAAAAGUUCCAGCAGUUUCAUGAGAUGCAGUAUUGAGUGUUCUAGUUCCUGGAUUAGCUUACAGGAAAAAUGCUGCCUAGUGCUACAGAUAUAAUUAUACCAGCUGGCAGGAGAUGAUCAUAGGGACAUAGCCAAUUCUGACAGUGUUUCAGUUGCCCAGAUAUUUUUUGACAGAAAGAGUAUAUUUUGCCAAAUGUUAAGAAGCUCAGCUGUGAAACGACCUCCAGUGAAUCAGAAAGGCACUAACAAUGUUAGUAACUUUUAGUGGUACUGUGCUUGUUAUCAAGUAUUAUAGAGGACACACCACUGCCAUGUCAGGGGUUUACUUUCAAUGAUGCCAUGAAGACAGUCCAGUAGAUUUGGUAGCCCCCCAACCCAUUACCCUUUCAGAUAAUGAUGGAACAGUAAUUACUUUCAGAAUGUGUAGGUUCAAAUUCUCUAUGUACAGAUGCUGUAAAAAUACGUAUAUGUAUGGAUAAAAGGAGAGAAAGCAAAACAUUUUGUAUGCUGCAUGAAAGCAUUAUCUCUUCCUUAUAGGUAUGAGUCCAUUUCUUUAGAUUCUGACAUCAUGUGCAAACUGGUACAUCGUUUUUCCUUUUGUUUACAACACGAUAGUGUUCUGUUCACUUUUCCAGGGCACAGGUCCUUUUGUUCAUACUUUGGCUGUGAUGUCACAGUUUGUUCGGUGAGGUAUAAUGUGCUGCUGGGAAUGGAUUUUUUUUUUCAGGUUAGAUUAUUGAUACAGCAGGAUUUUCAAGUUAUUCAGAAAUAUCCCUCAUUUCAUUAGUUUUCAAUUAUGUUUGAAAAUAGUAUUUGCACUGCUUUAAAUUAGAUGGUUGGGAGUUCUGAUCACAUAUUUUGAUAUAGUUCAUAGUUGGAAAUAUUUGUAUAAAUGGUUUUCAAUAAGCCUGAAAGUACUUUCAAGAAUGUUUCAGUUGUAGAAGUAAAAUUUGCACACAAAACAUUUUAGGCACUUUUUAACAUUCUCAAUGGUGGGAAUUUUAACUUUUAGGAUUUGUUGGAAUCUUUUUAUUAUCCUUCACAAUUUCAAUGCUUCUUUUAGUCAGAAAUGAUUCAGGGUUAUUUGAGGGAAAAAAAACCCAUAGUGCCUUGAUUUAAAUUCAGGUGAUAACUCACCAUCUUGAACUCAUUGUCUGGUUUCAGUAGCAGUUUUGAAACCUUAGUACAAAAUUAACAGCAUGUGGGUCUCAGUGUCAUUAUUCUCCUAAGUUCUUAUGAAGACUGCUAUGAGUUUUUUGGAGUGGAGGCACAAAUAAUGUAGAAAUAAAAGGUGAAAAACUAACACUAUCACAGUUAUUAAUGUGAUCCCCAAAUUGUUUCAUACAUCAGCAUCCUCCCUUAAAGCUAAAUAGUCAUUUGAGAAUUGUCACUAAAUAUUUUCUCAAUAUGAUCUUUAUAUUCCUACAAAGAAAAAAAGGGGUAGGAAUUGGCUUUGCCUUCACUACAACACUAGAAUACUAUAACUCACAUGCUUUCUAAACAUGAACUAUGAUUUCACUCGUCAGUAUCAUAUUCUAAAGUUAAUAAGUUCCAACAAAUACAAGUUACAUACGUUUAAAAAAGCAUUUUUUAGAUUUGAUGGUACUAAUGAAAUUUACAACUAUAGAACAAAAGAUUAAUGGAAAAUAUCUUAUUAGAAUAUAAAAAAUUAUUACUGAGGAAGGAGAAAACAACAAGCAUAAUAAAUCAAAAUUGGUCUUAAAAGAAAAUGUGUAAGAGUUGAGGUUAUUAAACAGAAAAAAUUUUGAUCAGUGAAAAUGACCUAAUGUAGAUUGCUAGAUUAAGGGGUCAGGGGAAUGCUAAGUCAGUUCUUAAGAAAGAUUUCUGUCCUUAGUUUUGCUAUCAUCCUGAAGGAACACACUUUAUCUUUCUGUAGAAAACUAUAUCUGACCACAAUUAAAUUAGAAAAUUAAUGUUGAAAAAGAAAACCACCAAAGAAAAUUAGUACCUACCCUUCUACAAAAGAAGUGUGACGAGAUACGAGUCAAUAAUUAACAUAUCAAGAAGCUCUUCUUCUAGCUAAAUGAUCUUCCAGAAAAGAUUUCUGACAUUCCCAUGAAUAUCAAGAAUAGUUAUCAGAAUAUGUAUGUACCUGAUCAUACAUAUAUGUAGAAAAAAAUUGCUGCUGUGGAUUAUGGCAACAGCAUUGUUUUUCUCCUUUCAAAUUGCCUUUCUUGACCUAAAUGCCAUUCCAUAUAUAUCUGAGUUGUGCCUCAUUUAUUUAUUGGCAAUACCUAGUGAUAUGGAUUUAGCUAACAAAAGAUAUGGAGACGGGUUAUAUUUAGGCUUAUCCUGUAAGUACCAUACUUUAAAUAAAGAUGGUGAACUGUUAGAACUGUGUACUUAGGUUAACAGAAGCAACACAUAAAACAAGCCACCAGAUAAACCUGUAAAUGCUUACUCACAUCCUCCUACUCCAGCCCCUUCAGGUAUUUUUCAUCUUCACAAAUAUUUGGGAAAGAAAGUUAAACUGACUUUUCCUUUAUAAUUCCUGUUGUUCUUCACAGUUCAUUUCUUUCCUGCUUGGAAUUGACAGUUGGCUAAAUUUUAAAAAGCAGCAAGCUGCUUUUCCUUUGCUAUCAUUACGAAGCAUUGUUAGAAGAGCUAGUAAGCACCAGCUACCUUUUAGCUCCUUCUUUACCUUUGUUUUCCUUUUGCUACUCCUGAAUUUGGGUUGCAAAGCUGGCCCUGCCCCCUCCACUAAGACUUGAGCGUUCAGAUGCAGAUUCAGCAAUUGCCUAUUCUUCAUUUCUGUAGCCAAAGUUAUUAAUUAAACUUCCAAAUCUAAAUCUUAAGAUACCAAAUAGGAACACCUUUCAGCUUCUUAAAAAUCUUACCUUCCCUGUGCUUUUACUCUCACAGGUAUUCAGUUUUAUUCUUAAAAACAUUUUAUUCUUGGUGGCACUUUUUAGGUAAGAAACUGUUGAGCUUAUUUAGGUAAGAAACUGUUGGAGUUAAAGAAAAUGCUAGCUACUCUGCAGUUGGGUAUCUUGCUUUGGACAGCUGGGGCAUUGGGUGAGUCAGUAUUGUUUAACAAAUACAAGUGAGACUGCAAGGAUUAGUAAAUUUACUGCCAAGAGUGGUAUCAAACCAGAACCUAGACACUUAAAAGUACUCCAUUUUCUGAGUGGAAAAUACUGGAGGACAAGUAAAUGUGGGGAUGGGAGUAGCACGUAAGUAAAUACAACAGUUCAGUCUCCAAACUCCAUUCCUAUAUUGAGGCAAGAGUUGAAAAGUGCUAUGCUCUGUUUUGUCACUUAAAAUCUGGCUUAGGAAUAUACAAGUGAUAAAAGGAUGCCAGUGAUUUUGAAUAGUUUGUUAUAGAAUACUUAGUACAGAAGAGUGAAAAUGUUGUUUGAAUUCUUCAGAAGUGCUGUAGUUGUUGGUCAUUGCCUUAAAGCAGUCUGCUUGAAGUUAGGCGCACUGGAGCAGUCCAGUUCUUUAAAGGGCAUUGAGUUAAAGGGAGAUGAACCCUAGUUCAAGAAGCCUUAGAAAGGGCUCUUUAUAAUAGUACAAUACAGGCAGGUGAAAUUUCUUUUAAGCUAGAUAUUACUCAGUGAGUUUUAAAAUGUUACCACUAUUUUGAGGCAAAUUUUUUAAAAGUUGGAAUGCAAAUAGCAUUUUACUUUUUUCUUUGUAUUUCUUUGGUGAUUGACAGUUUGUUGAUGAAUAUUUGUGUACAAGUCAUUCAAGUCUAUAACCUUUCCAAUUAAUUAUCUGUGGCCCUGUUCUUAGUCCCACAGGAGUCCUGUUGGAAGGUAUAAACACUGGACAUUAAUAUUGCUGAGUGAGUCUAGCCAGGAAUAAGCUGAUUGGAAUUUUUAAAUGGUAGAGAAGAAACAGCACAAAGGCACUUGCCAUUUUAAUAAUGAUUGGAGAAAGAGAACCUUUUAAGUUUGUUUGGAUUGGGUGAGUAUUCUAAAAGGAGCUUGUGAAGUAAUUGCAAAGGAAAAGAGUCGACUAUUUUUAUACCAUAUUUAAUAUAUUUGUAUAUAACUAUGAGUAUAGUAGGAACCCUCCACACGCCUCCCACUUUUCUAAUUUACUUCCCCCUUUUGCCAUAGCUCUAGUAUAGCCUCAUCCGCAUGGGUAAUGUGCCUAUCGUCAGCCUACCAAAAGAUAGUGCUGCUGCUUUUUGAGACAGGUGAGAAGAACCAACUCUCAUGCCUGGGGAUCCUUUGUGGGAGGAAUAGCACACACUUUUAAAACAACAUACCACAGUCUAAAAGCAUCAUUUUGAAAUGUAAGAAGCACUUUAUUUAAUUAUUCAUUUUUGAUAAAGUUUAUUGUCUUAGGCAUUAACCAUUUCUAAAGGAUCCCCAAAUCAUCACUUAGGUGAAAUUAUAAAAUGAUACAUUUCUGAGAAAUGUGUAGAUCCAGUGAACCGUAGUAGGUUUAUGGGAGCGAUUUCAAGGUAGCCAAAUGAACUUUGACUUUUGUUUUGAAUGUGGUGAAGUCAGGAGAUUGUAGAUGCCUAGUUCCAUUUAAACACUAUUGUAAACCUAUCUUGCCUAUUGUGUGGACACCAAAAGAGACCAAUGAGCCUGUUUGUUUUCAGAGGUCUAGGAAAAUUGCAUCUGUGUGCGUAGAUAUACAGAACUAAUCUAAAAGUGAUUGGUAGUAAUAUUUUAGAAUACAAUAAUUUCAAAAAUUAUUCUAAGUGUUUUAAAUGUGCCCUGAAAUGUUGGCAUGUCAUUUCAGCGUUUCCAUUUGAAUUGCUCUUGUAAUAUUUUUGCACAAGGAGUGAGAAAAAGACUACUUUGGUUAAAGGAGGGGAAAAAAAAGUAUAAUUUGGUCUUAAUGUCUCCUGUGUAAACACUGGAGAUAAAUUUUGUUGGUAUAAGUUAUUAAUUCAGGAUAUUUAAAAGUGUUGAACAGCUUACAAGAAAUUAAGCAAACCUGGAUUUUAAAAAUUAAAGUAUUUUCUUUUCAUGUGAUUGUUUUGCAUAUUUUUUUCCCUAUGUCAUAACACUACAUUCCUUGUUUUUCUUAAAUAAAUACUUUGCGAGUUUUGUUUUGAGUACUUAACAAUAUUUUGUAAACUGCCCUGGGUUUUCCCAGGGAAACAUUCUUUAGAGAAAUAGGAUAUAGUUUAUGAAGAGACUAUUAAGUGAAAUUCCAUCACCACCACCAGCAAACAUUGAGGUGCUGCAUUAAGUGACAAUCAAAACAGUAAGUUUUUAUGAAAGAGUUAGAAAGUGGUCGAAAGGAACAAUUGCUUUGAAAGCAGUUCUCUGGAUUUCUCGAAUAAAAAUGGCUAAAUGUAUUUA